Messenger RNA from Centropristis striata (black sea bass), 1433 nucleotides. It is a transcript of the gene orai1b, whose product is annotated as ORAI calcium release-activated calcium modulator 1b. The transcript has 2 exons. Gene Ontology annotation, cellular component: membrane. The record is from RefSeq and is a predicted model, not a curated record. Gene Ontology annotation, biological process: store-operated calcium entry. Gene Ontology annotation, molecular function: store-operated calcium channel activity. NCBI's taxonomy places the organism in Eukaryota, Metazoa, Chordata, Actinopteri, Perciformes, Serranidae. The coding region runs from base 190 to 873 and encodes 227 amino acids.
AAUGUAAGGUGCAGGCAGCAGUUCAACACGCCGAAGACUGGUGGCGAAGAAAUAGCUUCCGCAGUUCCGUCAGCUGGCGAGGGUGCAUGUUUUGUAAGUGUACACUGUUGGCAUGUUGAACUCUUGUUUCUGUCGUGUUCCGCAAGAGUAACAAGGUAACUACGUCAGCGCUGCUCGCCCGGUCCUUUGAUGAACAGCAGCAACAUGAGCCUGAACGAGCAUUCACUGCAGGCUCUGUCUUGGAGGAAGCUGUACCUGAGUCGAGCUAAACUGAAGGCUUCUAGUCGGACAUCAGCUCUGCUUUCUGGAUUUGCUAUGGUGGCUAUGGUUGAAGUGCAGCUGGACAACAGCUAUCCUUAUCCACCUGCUCUCCUUAUUGCCUUCAGUGCCUGCACCACUGUGCUUGUGGCUGUCCACCUGUUCGCUCUGAUGGUCAGCACAUGCAUUUUGCCCAAUAUAGAGGCUGUGAGCAACGUCCACAACCUCAACUCUGUGAAGGAGUCUCCACAUGAGCGGAUGCACCGACACAUUGAACUGGCAUGGGCUUUUUCAACAGUUAUAGGUACUUUACUAUUCCUAGCCGAGGUGGUUCUACUCUGCUGGGUAAAGUUUUUGCCCGUUAAGCCCAAGUCCAGCAAUAAUACAAUUUCAGCUGGAGUGGCUGCUGCUAUUACGUCCACCUCAAUUAUGGUGCCCUUUGGUUUAGUCUUCAUAGUCUUUGCUGUGCAUUUCUACCGCUCAUUGGUCAGCCACAAGACUGACAGACAGUUUCAGGAGCUGGAGGAGCUCUCUAAUCUCACCAGGCUACAAAACGAGCUGGACAACAGAGGAGAGUCUUCAAUCUUGCAGUCUCCAAGCUCACAUUUCCCAUAGUAAAGUAUUGUGAUACACACCUGUGCUGGAACUCUGCUGCUUGGGAAACCUCCAAGCUAAAAGCCACAUUAUUGGCUUCAAAUGUUUUUUUUAUAGGAAUGAAGAUGUCUCCCCUCUUUGUUGUGAAAUUUCCUUUUUGUGAAAAGAGUUGUAUUUUUUAGACGAAACGUUUGAUCAACUGUGAACUUACAAAUCUGCCAGAAUGCAUGACUUGAAAUUGAAAAGCCUUAAUUGAAGUCUUAACCAAGAUAGUUGCUUGAUUAUUUCUGAAUAACUUGGAAUCCUGUCUGUUGCCUGCUGCAUUUAUUUACUUGUUUGUUGGUGAAGACUGCAUUGUUAAUAUUACCUUGUUGUUUUUGUAAACCACAAGUAUUCAACUAUUUCCUCUUUAUUCAGUGUAUAUGAUUUAUUGUAAUGUUCACCGGUUGUUUUUGUAAUGCUUCACUGUUUGUGUAGACUGACUGAACAGCUGUUAAAACUACAGUAUUAUUAGGAUGGUAUAUUUGCUGACAUCUGUAGCACAGGCUGUGGUGUUAAAAUAAACGUUUUUUUUAACCAUG